Molecule: messenger RNA, 2453 nt
Organism: Orbicella faveolata
Lineage: Eukaryota; Metazoa; Cnidaria; Anthozoa; Scleractinia; Merulinidae
Product: testin-like
Molecular function (GO): zinc ion binding
Source: RefSeq, a predicted model, not a curated record
AAUUUCGUGAAUGCAUCGCGCUUCGCUUAACUCAACAGUGCAUGCGACCAUGAACGUAGGGCACACUAAGCCGCGCGUUGUCGAUAAUAUGGACAACUUUCAACGGUUCUUGAGCAAUGAUGAGAUCAAAAUGAGUUCUGAGCGAUCGUCUGCGUCGAAGAAAGGAAUUUUGUUGCAGAAUCUGGAUGAGGGUAAACCUUGCUUAAAGUGUGGAGAGAAAUGCCCUGGAUUCAGUUUACACGUGUGGCGCAAGGUGUGCUCCAACUGCAAAUGUCCUCGGGAGAAUCACGAUGUGUCUGUGGAUGUGGAUGUGGAUGUGGAUGGAGUAGAAUUCAAAGUAAAAGGUCUUAAGAUCAACUCAGACAUCGACCACGAAGAUGACUUACCCGCCCCUCCCCCGUUACCAAAUAACAAUGAUUACCCAACUGUGACGAUUACAACUACUCAGUCCUACCCUGUGGAUAACGACUUCUUACCGCCCCCUCCCCCUCCCUCACUGGCUGCAGAUUACCUCUGGUCGCCACCCGAUCUUACAGCAGGACAGGUGGAGGCUUACAUGAAGUCCCUGCCAGACGAUAGAAUCCCUAUCCCUGACACACCGGGGGAAGCUUAUUAUAUAAAACAGCGCUCGUACCAGAACCCGCCCCAAGAUAAAGCGCCGGUGCAUUUCUCUAAUAUACCGGAGCCGCAAAGAGAAGCUUUUGUGCAGUUCUGGAAUAACGAGGAUAACGCCCGCGGGACGGGACGAGUCAAAGUCCCGCUUGGAAGACGAGAGACUUGCCAGUCGUGUUUCAAGACUAUUCCUAAAGGUGAUGUGGUCGUCAUGGCCGAAUUCGAUGAGAAUGAAGUGGCUUGUUACCAUGCAGCGUGUUUCUGCUGCUCCACUUGCUGGGAACUGUUGGUGGAUCUGACUUACUAUCGAUACGGAAACAAAAUCUACUGCGGGCGACAUCACGCGGAGUUGUCAAGGCAACGUUGUUUUGGAUGUGAUGAGUUGAUCUUCACUGGUGAGUACACAAUAGCUAUGAACAAAAGCUGGCAUUUGGGACACUUCCGGUGCAGUGAGUGCGACAUCAGUAUCACUGGCAAGCAGUUUAUCGUCAGAGAAGAAAAGCCCAUUUGCACUGACUGCUUUGAUCAAAGACCAGACAAGUUGGCCCAUGAGAUCUUUCCGGCUAACAUCGCCAUUACUCGAACGCAAAUAUUUGCCAACGAAUGUGACCACUGUCACGCCAAGAUUGGACCGGAUGCUAAGGACGUGUCUACGGCAGACAACCGCCAUUGGCACGAGAUGUGCUUCUUGUGCGAUUUAUGCCGAAAACCGCUGCGAUCAGACGGCAAAUUCACCUUCUACAAGGAGCAGGUUCUUUGCAAUGAUUGUUACAUCACUAAUUUCCAGAAGACGUGCGAAGGUUGCCAAUACGCGAUCGAAUCAGGAAGCGCGCGUCUAGAGUACAACGGGACCUACUGGCACGAGGAGUGUUUCAAGUGCGCCGUCUGUAAAGAGGCUAUUGGAACCAGCGGUUUCGUUCCAAAGGAUGACGAAUUCUACUGCCCAGACUGCUAUCAAAAUCUGCACGCCAAACGCUGCGCCCACUGUGGCGAACCGCUGUCCGAAGGUGGCGUCCUCUACAAUGAACAAACGUGGCACAAAGAGUGUUUUAGCUGUUACAGCUGCCACGAGUCUCUGGCGUCUCGCCCGUUCUCCGUUCACAGUGGUAACCGCUAUUGCAUCGAGUGCUACGGAAGAUACUUAGCCAAACAGUGCGAGCUGUGCUUUAAACCGAUCAUCGGAGGCGAAUAUUUCACUUUAGAAGACUCGAAUUUCCACAAGGAGUGCUUUAACUGUAGCCGGUGUCAGCGUUCCUUAGCCAACGAGGGCUUUGCCAGAGAAGGAGUUGAACUUCUUUGCGCCAGCUGUGCUGACUAAACAGCGGCUUUCCAGUUACUGAGCAAACAAAAUGUGACGAUAUGCCCAGCAUAGUAAGAAUUAUAAAGAAACUGAGUCACUUUAUGAUUACAUUUUCCCCGGCCGUUUCUAAGCUAAGUCGCGUUUAAUUAAUUUGGGAUCUAGGAUUGUAAGUCAAUGCUCGAAACCAUAGAAAAUAAGGUCGAGAUAGGCGUGAAAAAAUAGUUCAGAUGUUUUCAGACCACUUGAGCUAACUUAAAGAAUAAACUCAACACUGACUUGUAAAAAUAUUUUAAGUUUAAAAUGUUUGUAGUUUUUUACGUUUUGUCAUGGAACAUUAUGUGGGAAAAUUUACAGAUUUAUGUAGAUCAAAAUUAUAUAUUUUUCUAAAUAUGUAUGUUAUAAAGAAUUACUAUACAAGCUUUUAACAUUCUCUAAUAUAAUGUCGAGGAUUAUACACUGUAAAUCUCAAUGUGUUAUCUAAUUCUAUUGUAAAAAUCUUGUUUUUAUACCGAUAAAGCACACUCUAAAUGGCAGAGAACUA